Messenger RNA from Miscanthus lutarioriparius, 777 nucleotides. The record is from the annotation of a GenBank genome assembly. NCBI's taxonomy places the organism in Eukaryota, Viridiplantae, Streptophyta, Magnoliopsida, Poales, Poaceae.
AUGCCCGGCGCCUCGGCGUCCACGACGGCGCAAUACGCGGGCAUAGGCGUCUUCGUCGCCAUCGUCCUUUACGUCCUCCUCGACUUCACCCGCCGCUUUUUCAACUCGGUCUUCCUGACGCGCCGGCACGACGCCAACGCUGAUGCUGUCGCGGCAGGCACUGGCGCCGGAGAUGCUGUCGCCGGGCCCGCGCGGCCGCGCCUGGUGCAGGCGCUCGGUCUCCGCCCCGACGACGUCGCCGUGCUGCCGACGUUCACGUACCGCGCAGCGGCGUCGCUGGACAGCCGUCGCGAUGCGAAGGGCGCCGCCUCGGCCGUGGCGGCGGCGGACUGCUGCUCGGUCUGCCUCGACGAGCUCCGCGAGGGCGCGCUGGUGCGCAUGCUGCCGUCGUGCAAGCACUACUUCCACGCGGAGUGCGUCGACGUGUGGCUGCUGUCGCACGCCACGUGCCCGGUGCGCCGGGGGAGCCCGGGCCCGGAGAAAGUCCGCCUGGGCGUGGCGUCGCUGUCGCCACCGCUCCCGCAGCUGCGCCGGUUCGGGGCGGUGUCGGUGCCGGUGUCGCCCGAGGGAGGCGAGACGUCGGGAUCGGGAGCCAAGCACACCGUCUCAUCCAGGUCACCGUCUCCAGUCAGGUCCCCCACCAUGCAUUUUGAACUUAUGGUUGCUAAUUUGGCAAUGUCACCAUCGCUGACUCGGUCAAGAACGCCGGACAGCCGAAUGUGCAGGACAAGAACACCUUCUCCGGCAACGUUGGAGUCGCACGACGUCGGAGUGUAG